GCCAGAUGCACAGAAACGGCACACGGAGCAAGUCGUUAAAUUUUUAAAGAAGAACCCGACACUUUUUUACGAAGGCGAUCUACUCCAACUCUUGGUGCUUCCUGAAGAAGUCGAGCACCCAGUGCUUACCGCUCUUGGUGGUCCGAGAUGGAUUGAGAGCCGGCGAGCGUCUGUGAGAGCUGAUGAGCGCCAGAUAAAGCUCUGCCGUGGUUGUGGCGCGAGAGAUAUCAAUAAUUCUCUCUUCCGCUGUUCUCGGUGUCAGCAUGCGUAUUAUUGCUGCAGGAAGUGCCAGAAAUCGAAUUGGAAUCAGCACAAAAAGGAUUGCAACGAAAUCGUACUCUCGAGGGAGAAAGCACGGGUACUAAGUCAAACGAACCCCACAGCAGGUCAGAGAUAUCUUGCAUGGUCGAGAUGGGCUACCCUUCCAAACUCGAGUCGAGACCGUGCCUUCUGCUCUGCACUUGGACUUCAUCGAGACCCGUCUCGAGGCCAGACGCAUAUGAUCAUCUGUAAGGUCGAGUGGGUACCGGAAAACAAAGACCCGCGUUUCCAGUUCCGCAUAACACGCUGCGGAGUGGUCCGGAUCAGUGAGAUGGCGGCACGCGCAGAGACUGUUUUGAACUCGGAAAGGGACGAAACUCAGGCAUAUAUCAAGACGGCAGUGGAUGCCCUGGAAGUGGGCAAUCCCUGGGAGUAUGUCCAGAUGGUACCCAUUUUACAUAUGCUUCAUGAUGAAGCCGGCAACAACAGUUCUCUACGGACCAGCGGAGUUACGCUAAAAGGGUUGCGAUACAUACCUUACAAUGCGGAGUGGCGGAAGACCAUCAACCAAAGUGGGGACGACGCUCCCGGUGCCCUUGGUGCUCACGACCACGAGCAUGACUUCUGA
Messenger RNA from Gloeophyllum trabeum ATCC 11539, 889 nucleotides. RefSeq lists its product as uncharacterized. The coding region runs from base 500 to 889 and encodes 129 amino acids. Lineage: Eukaryota; Fungi; Basidiomycota; Agaricomycetes; Gloeophyllales; Gloeophyllaceae. The transcript is spliced from 6 exons. The record is from RefSeq and is a predicted model, not a curated record.